This is a messenger RNA of Plenodomus lingam JN3, 414 nucleotides long. Lineage: Eukaryota; Fungi; Ascomycota; Dothideomycetes; Pleosporales; Leptosphaeriaceae. The record is from RefSeq and is a predicted model, not a curated record.
AUGCCCUCGCCAGGUUUCCCGCCGCCACAAUUUCAGCAGCCCCUGCCAACAUCAAGACCUCGAGAGUACAAGUCGGCCGAAGAAGCUGUCCAGUCAAUGUCUGGUGGUCGUGAAGACCUGUUGCCACGUCUGGUCCAUUACGGUGGUCACCAACCGCCUACACCGCCCUCGCCCAUGUCCAAGCAGGGCCAAUCAUCAGCGUAUCCGCACCCUGAGCAACAACACCACAGUGGUAGCGCACGAAGACGUGGACGCGACGAGUAUGAAAUGGACAAUGGCACACCGCCACUCGGCCGCCAGCAAGCAAGAGCAGGGCCCUUUGGAGCCAGACGUGACUCACCCGAGACGCAAUUGAAGAAGAAGGAGGAAUUCAUUGGACUGUGUGCAAGAGCUUGGGAUUUGUUCCAUUCGUAA